UUCACCCACGUGCACGUGACCCGUGCUAAAGCUAGUUAGCUGACCUGUCACCUUACAGCCAAUGGCUACUCAUUACUUAGCAGCUAGAACAACACAUAGAAUAAACUCCGGCUUUUUAACAUUGCCGUAUCAUUUGUGACAUGUUCCAAUGACAGCAAUUUCCCCUCCCGACGGGCAGUAGAUGAGGUUUAACCUCUUUAUUUGUGAAGACAUGACUACUGUCAAACAAGAAGGUAAAGACACCGUUAUAUUUGUCACCAAAGAGGAUCAUGCAACGCCCAGCAAUGCUGAGCUUGUAGAAGAAGACCCCAACGAUCCUUAUGAGGAGCGAGGUUUGAUUCUUCCCAGUGGCGACAUUAACUGGAACUGCCCUUGCCUGGGCGGGAUGGCCAGUGGUCCCUGUGGGAUCGACUUUAAGGAGGCCUUCUCGUGUUUCCACUACAGUAAAGAAGAGGUGAAAGGCUCCGAGUGCCUGGAUCAGUUCACGGCCAUGCAGGAGUGCAUGCAGCGCUACCCGGAGCUCUACCCGCAAGAAGACGACAAGGUCCCGGAUGGAGAGCAGCGCAUGGAAGAAACACCCGGUGACUCUAAGUCCACAUCUGACACUGUGCAGGACUGUGAUGGCACGAAGCCCAGUAGCUCGCUAGAAAGCUAACAACAUGUUUGCAAAUGCAUGUUCAUGUGUGAGACUUUGUCAAGAUGUGCUUUACUGAUGCAAAUCUUAAGGGCGUACUUACACGACGAUGCCGUGCAGUCCGUUUCUGGGCCCCUCUCGUGAAAAUCAACGACCGCUACAAAAAGAUAUACAAUCACGACUCCAGAUAAUAAUCAAUGAAGUAAUAAGAAUGGCUCUAUGAAAGUUAAAGUCCCAACAAUAGUCACACAGACACUACGGCGUGGUGCAGUGGAAGAGUGGCCGUGCGCAACCCGAGGGUCCCUGGUUCAAUUCCCACCUAGUACCAACCUCGUCACGUCUGUUGUGUCCUGAGCAAGACACUUCACCCUUGCUCCUGAUGGGUGCUGGUUAGCGCCUUGCAUGGCAGCUCCCUCCAUCAGUGUGUGAAUGUGUGUGUAAAUGUGGAAGUACUCUCAAAGCGCUUUGAGUACCUUGAAGGUAGAAAAGCGCUAUACAAGUACAACCCAUUUAUCAUUUAUUUAUUUAUCACUAGGUGUGGGGAAAUUACCAUCUGCAUUUGAUCCAUUCCCUUGUUCCACCCUUGGGAGGUGAGGGGAGCAGUGGGCAGCAGCGGUGGGCACGCUCGGGAAUCAUUUUGGCGAUUUAGCCCCCAAUUCCAUCCCUUGAUGCUUAGUGCCAAGCAGGGAGGUCAUGGGUCCCAUUUUUAUAGUCUUUGGUAUGGCUCGGCCGGGGUUUGAACUCUCAACCUACCAAUCUCAGGGCGAACACUCUAACCACAAGGCCACUGAGCAGGAUUAUUAUUAUUAAUACAUUAUUACAGUAGAAAUGAAUGCAAUAUGGACAGAGGGGUUAGUGCGCCUGCCUCACAAUACAAAGGUCCUUAGUAGUCCUGGGUUCAAUCCCAGGCUAGGGAUCUUUCUGUGUGGAGUUUGCAUGUUCUCCCCAUGACUGCGUAGGUUCAGUCCGGGUACUCCGGCUUCCUCCCACCUCCAAAGACAUUCACCUGGGGAUAGGUUGAUUGGCAGCACUACAUUAGCCCUAGUGUGAGUGUGAAUGUUGUCUGUCUAUCUGUGUUGGCACUGCGAUGGGGUGGAGACUUGUCCAGAGUGUACCCUGCCUUCCGCCCGAUUAUAGCUGAGAUAGGCUCCAGCACCCCCCAAGACCCUGAAGGGAAUAAGCGUUAGAAAAUGGAUGGAUGGAUGAAUGCAAUAUUAAAGGCCUACUGAAAUGAGAUUUUCUUAUUUAAACGGGGAUAGCAGGUCCAUUCUAUGUGUCAUACUUGAUCAUUUUGCGAUAUUGCCAUAUUUUUGCUGAAAGGAUUUACUGUAGUAGAGAACAUCGAUGAUAAAGUUUGCAACUUUUGGUCGCUAAUAAAAAGCCUUGCCUGUACCGGAAGUAGCAGACGAUGUGCGCGUGACGUCACGGAUUGUGGAGCUCCUCACAUCUGAACUUUGUGUACAAUCAAGGCCACCAGCAGCGAGAGCGAUUCGGACCGAGAAAACGACGAUUUCCCCAUUAAUUUGAGCGAGGAUGAAAGAUUCGUGGAUGAGGAAAGUUAGAGUGAAUAAUAAAGAAGAAGAAAAAGACAGGGCAGUGGGAGCGAUUCAGAUGUUAUUAGACACAUUUACUAGGAUAAUUCGGGAGAAUCCCUUAUCUGCUUAUUGUGUUACUAUUGUUGUAGUGAGAUUAUACCGUCUUACCUCCCGCCAGUGUCUCAGAGGGAAGCCACGCAGCUGCCUCUUUGACAGGUGCACAACGGGGAACGACGCAAGCGCCGCUCAUGUCUACGAUUAGAGCCGACUUAUUACCACAAAUUUCUCACCGAAACCUACCGGUUGACAUGUGUUGGGGAACCAUGUUCGCUUGACCGCUCUGUUCCAUAGUAAAGCUUCACCUUCGGGAAUGUAAAAAAGGAAACACCGGCUGUGUUUGUGUUGCUAAAGGCAGCUGCAAUACACCGCUUCCCAAAUACAUCUUUCUUCUUUGACGUCACCUUUAUUAAUUGAACAAAUUGCAAAAGAUUCAGCAACACAGAUGUCCAGAAUACUGUGUAAUUAUGCGAUUCAAGCAGACUACUUAUAGCUGGGAUUGGGCUGGAAAAAAAUGUCCGCUACAACCCGAGACGUCACGCGCACGCGUUAUACUGACAUUUUCAAUACUUUGCGUGAAAUUUAAAAUUGCAAUUUAGUUAACUAAAAAGGCUGUAUUGGCGUAUGUUGCAAUGUUAAUAUUUCAUCAUCGAUAUAUAAAUUAGGGUUUCAGUAGGCCUUUAACAUAUUAGCCCCACCGGUUUGCUGUCGCUCAUUAACACAGCGGGACUGUCACUCGCUUGUCGCUACAACUGUGUACAAUAGAUGUCAUAAUAUCUCCACUUCUUAGCAUACCUCAUACUGUAUGUACCUGUUCCACCAGAGAAUAAGAAGACCUAGCACAGGGGUAGGGAACCUAUGGCUCUAGAGCCAGAUGUGGCUCUUUUGAUGACUGCAUCUGGCUCUCUGAUAAAUCUGAGCUGACGUUGCUUAACACGAUAAGUAAUGAAUAAUUCCACUUGUAAUCACAGUGUUAAAAAUAAUGUUCAAAAUAUAAAUUAUUCUCAUGCAUUUUUAAUCCGUCCAUCCUUUUUGCUACGGCACCUGUUCAAGAAGUUGCGUCAAUGGUAAGAAGUUAUUUAUUUAUUAUUGGUUAGUGUGGGGCUUGCCCUCCUGGGGGUUCUUCAGACCACCAAGCACCGACACGAGAGCCUGUUUCAGGUUUACAAUAUUUUUUUAUUUUUCAAAAAAUAUCUCAGUUUUCCAGCAAUUGUAUUUCCAGCCCCAACCCCAUCUCUCCUCCUGGCUGCUGCGACAGGUGAUCAAAUAACAAGGCCCAGGUGGGCCAUCUACGUACCUGUUGCCGCAGGCCACGCCCCCUCCACAGUUAGCUUCAGAAUAACAAUGUUAUUACAAAGAAUAAGAGACUUAUUAUACUCCAGAAAUGUUGGUUUUACUUAAAAAUGCACACGUUUAGUUGUGUUCAGUGUUAAAAAAAAUAUUAUAUGGCUCUUACGGAAAUAUAUUUCAAAAUAUUUGGCUUUUUGGCUCCCUUAGCCAAAAAGGUUCCCGACCCCUGACCUAGCCGGAGGGAUCAGUGUUCCCAACUUAGCUCCUAUACAUGUUGUUUUUGUCAAAAUUGCGGGCAGCAGGUUUUACUGGUUUUAAUGCAAACUCUUAACAUGCCAGCAUGUAAAGCAGGUUAGCAGGUGCUAAUAUGGACCACCUCCCCCAUCUAAAGAGCACUCAACAAAAAAGAAAGCAAAGUUCAUUAGAAAUCCUAAACCUACUUAUUUUGCUUCUCAUCCCUCUUGCAGAGUCCAUGGCAAAGUGUGCUAAUUAGAACUCACACACACACACACGACUCCAAAUAAGAGAUCAAGCAGUCCACUACGAAAGAAGCCUAGAGACGUUUCCGUAAAAUUGAGAAAAAAAGGGAUGGCCGCAUGUGAGUACGCCCUCAAAGACGUCUUUUCUUGGCAAGAAACUCGUGAGAUGACCGAACAAGAUGUUGCUUUACAGUUAGUUGCGCUAAAUGCAUUUCAUGUACGCUGUUAGUCACCUUUUUUUACUGUUCAUAGUACUGCACUGCAAAGGGUUUCUACCGAUUCUAUUUCUCCUCACUUUGAUUUGUCAUCGUAACCACACACAGAGCAUUUAUACCUCAAUGACGUCUAAAUUACUCAAAUAAAUAUUGUUGGGCA
Molecule: messenger RNA, 4370 nt
Organism: Nerophis ophidion (straightnose pipefish)
Lineage: Eukaryota; Metazoa; Chordata; Actinopteri; Syngnathiformes; Syngnathidae
Gene: chchd4b
Product: coiled-coil-helix-coiled-coil-helix domain containing 4b
Exons: 3
Coding region: 182-655 (157 amino acids)
Biological process (GO): protein import into mitochondrial intermembrane space
Cellular component (GO): mitochondrial intermembrane space
Molecular function (GO): protein-disulfide reductase activity
Source: RefSeq, a predicted model, not a curated record